AUGACCUAUAAGGGAAAAGGGCAAUUUACCAAAAGGAAAAAGUUGAGCCCAAUGUUCGUUGGCCCGUACAAGGUGAUCGAACGGAUAGGCGCGGUGGCAUACAAAUUGGAGUUACCACCGAAGCUAGACGUCUUUCAUAAGGUUUUUCAUGUAUCACAAUUACGGAAAUGCCUAAGUGAGGAGGACGAAGUGGUCGAGGACGUACCACGCGAGUUGCAAGAAAACUUGAUGGUGGAAGCCACGCCUAUUCAAAUCAUUUACCGAAUGGUAAAGGGAAUGCGCAGAAAAAAGAUUAACAUGGUGAAGAUCUUAUGGAACUGCGGUGGACACAAAGAAGCUACUUGGGAGACUGAGAACAAGAUGAAGGCGAAUUAUCGCAAGUGGUUUAAGGAGAUGAGUGAAGACCAACUUGAUCCGGAUUUGGGGACGAAUCCCUUUCAAGGGGGAAGAAUUGUAACGUCCGCGAUCUUGAAUAGGAUCGUAGGUCGUGGCUUGGUCCGAGAUGGUAGGGAAAUCUCGGACAAGUCGGGAGUUUAG
This is a messenger RNA of Camelina sativa (false flax), 537 nucleotides long. RefSeq lists its product as uncharacterized. Lineage: Eukaryota; Viridiplantae; Streptophyta; Magnoliopsida; Brassicales; Brassicaceae. The record is from RefSeq and is a predicted model, not a curated record.